This is a messenger RNA of Sclerotinia borealis F-4128, 2397 nucleotides long. Lineage: Eukaryota; Fungi; Ascomycota; Leotiomycetes; Helotiales; Sclerotiniaceae. The record is from the annotation of a GenBank genome assembly.
AUGGCAGAAAUGGUGGUCGAAAACGAAUCAAGCCUACAGGGGGAGGUUAGUCCUUCGGCUUCGAUAGUGACCAAUCCCUUCGAGAAUAGUCUCGAUCAUCGAGGUUCGCCGUCGCUAUCGGCCACUGAGGUGGUUCACAACGAAUACGACUACAUAGAAUACAUUUCGGACUAUUGGACUGAUUUUACAUAUUUAGUAAAUUCUGGCGACGCAUACAUUGAUGCUGGAGUAGUUACUAUGUCACUCUCCGAAUUAGUGAACGCGAAAAUUGGUGUUGAAGCUACGGCAUACCUUGCAAAUCUCCUGAAAGGCUCUGCCGAUGAACCUCUACUUGCAGCUUUGGGUGGAGAUCCCAUGGCAUUGAAAUUACACAUCGAGCAUGAUUUAAACAAUUGGAAGGAAAAUGACAUGGAACCAUACUUUGUGUUUGAGGGUCAAUCAAUUGUUGGCAAAAAGGAGAUGACCAUGCGUAGUCUGAAGGUUGCCAUACCCGAAAGAGAACAAGCGUGGGCUUUAUAUAACGAUGGCAACCCUACAGAUGCUGUCGCGGCUUUCCGCAAAGCUGGCGCCAUUCAAAUCACAGACUUAUACCAUAUCUUACAAGAAGUUCUUACUGCAAGAAACUUGGAGUACAUGACUGCUCCUUUUAGUGCUUGUGCUCAGCUCGCCGCCCUCGAUCGUCAUGACGAGCAAUACAUUGAUGGAAUUAUGGGCUCUCAAGAAUUACUUCUCUAUGACAUUUGGGAUUCUGUCAUUUACCCACCCACCCUGACAGAUUGGGACAAUAAAGCGUUCAGAGGGGUCGUCAGAUCAGAAUUACUCAAAAAGCUCAACGUCGCAUCAGAUAUGCUUUCCGAUGCAUUAUUGAUGACCGGAACAUCAUUCUUACCACCCUUCCCUCCACUCCAAGACCAUACCAUCAUCAGUCGUCAACCUUAUAACGUUGGUGAUGCUUUCAAUCUUCUCAGGACGUCGGAAAAGUCGGUUAGUGCGACUUGCGCAGCUUUCAGUGAUAUCUUAAAUGUACGAGACCGAGAUUGGCUUGAUAAGUAUCGUAAGGCAAAGAUGGGUAUCAAGCAUUGCGUUACCGUAGCCACAGACGGAAGCAUUCACAUCAGGGAAUUCGAUCACCUGACUGGCGACAAUCAUCAAUAUCUUGGUUUACAACUACCCGCAGAGUUAUACUCCUACCUUCAGAAGGACGUUAUCGGUCCACGUCUCAUGAAUACCUUCAACUCUCUCGAAUAUCAUGUUCUUCCAACCCUCGAUGGUUUUGUAUCAGAUGAGUAUCGAAAGUUGAUUACAGAAUCUCUUCUACCACUCAAGGAAAUUUCUGCAGCUCUUAUUGCCCCUCGAAUGCAUCGGGGCUUCCUCUACAAAGAUAUUACCAUGCGCCUAUGGUUUGACGAUAACAACAAGCCAACAUUAAAUCAUAAACGCUUACAACCACAGACAAAUGAUUUAGUUGACUUGUGGGGUGUUAAGGAUUCCGACUUGAAGAAAUACGAAACUAAAUCUAUGCAAGCAGGAAAGAUAUCUUUUGCCGCCAUAUCAUUGCUUGACAACAAAGAUCUCCCUGCCAAAACCAUUGGCAAAUCAAAGCCUACAAAUCUCUCAUCAAAGUCAGAAAUUCUAUCCAAUUCGUUAUGGCGUUUACUUCAUCUCAGAGGUUAUGUCAAUGAUCAACAUGUUUUGACUAAUUGGGGAAAAGCAUUAGCCACCACGUUAAAGGCCAUCCAACCUAUCUCCGAAAAAUUCCAGGAUGCUCACCUCAUCGAAGAAGCAGCAUUUAUGGCAUUCGAACUCAUUCGUUUUGAAAAUCUUCACACCCGCGAGCGUCAUCCUGAACUAAUUGGAGGGCCACUGCGAGGUCAUGAAGAAGACAAAGCAAAUUGUAUCCUCAUCAGUCGAGCCGCGUGUCUUCUUAAGAUUAGACAUUCGCCCAUCGGGUAUACUGGUCCUUUGAGCAAGAAUUUCCUCUCAUAUCAUUCAAUUAUCAAAUCUAUUAGGGAUACAGACAGAGAUUUAAUCGAAGCCAUCGUUGCUUCGAUGCUCUUGAGUGGUCAAGUUGUUAGGGAUGUCAAACAAUAUCAAGGUCUAGGUCGCAGUCUCCCAUUCGAUACCGAUAUCGACGUAGCUUUCGGAAUAGCCGUUAAAACCUACUUGGACGACUAUAUCAAAGCUGAUCUAUCUAAGGAGGACAAGCAGAUAAUGAAGAGUGCAUAUAGUGCAACAUAUCUUCCUCAUGCAAUCAAUUUCGUAGAAGAUCUUGAUGUUGCAUUUGGUUUCUUUGAUGCAUUACAUAUGGGAGUGAAGACCUUAUCAGACAAGGAGAUGAAUGAUGAGGACAAAAAGACAUGGGAUGAUGCUAAAGCAUAUCUCGAUCUGAGAAGAUAA